AUGGAGACUCGUGAACGCAACCAAGUUGUCGCCGAAGCUGAUCGUUAUAACAACUUCCAUCGCUCACCACUUCUUCUCUCCGGAAAAGGUCGCUAA
This is a messenger RNA of Histoplasma mississippiense, 96 nucleotides long. RefSeq lists its product with no specific name. The transcript has a single exon. NCBI's taxonomy places the organism in Eukaryota, Fungi, Ascomycota, Eurotiomycetes, Onygenales, Ajellomycetaceae. The coding region runs from base 1 to 96 and encodes 31 amino acids. The record is from RefSeq and is a predicted model, not a curated record.